AAACAAAAAUAGGACAAUAGGACUUACUUUACACACAUAAUGAAAACAAAUUUACCGAGCAGCGGCACAUCGCGGAAACAACAAAUUCCAGCGAACAAAGAGCAUAGAUUCAAGAUUUUCAAAGAAAACAAGAAUGGAAAAAGCUGCAGUUUCGAAACAUCAGAAAACUCUGCCGGAACAAGAGCACCUAGAAGCAAGAAAGAAGAUGAUGUCGCUAUCUGCAGAGGAAGUACCGCUGCAAUUUCGCGAGCAGUUUAUUAUUUCGGGCUAUAGAAGACCUUACGCAAGCGCAAGGGACUGUAUCAAAAGCGCUUUUGGCCCUUACAAUGAAACUUUGAACUUCUGGACGCAUUUUGUUCCGUUUCUCUUGUUUUCUGCGCGAUUCGUGUGGACGUUUCAUCGAGAUGGCAUUGACCUUUAUCGUUUGCCCCUGGUUUCUUUCGCUCUUGGAAUUUGUGGCUUCCUUCUUAUGAGUUCCUGUGCACAUCUUUUCAACUCCAUGUCCCCGAGGAUUCGGCAUUGUUGCUUUUUCUGUGACUACUCGGCUAUCAGCGUGUACAGCGUCGGAGCGGGACUGUCGUUCUAUUUCUACAGCCGGCCAAUAGGGGUGGGGGUUUUCCCUCCGCCUAAGGUUUACAUUACCGGUUCUAUUCUUAUCUCUCUUCUCUCAACCACGCUCUGCUGCGCAUCAAGACAUCGAUGGGCAAAUUAUAAAUACGCCAUUAGAACCGGUAGCUUCGUGCUCGCAUUUCUCUACAAUUGUCUACCGCAUUUUUAUCGCUUUAUUAUAGAAGGUGCGGACAAACUGGAUCCCGUAGCCAUGUCAUAUUUCAAGCGACACACGGUGUUUUAUUUGAUAGCUGCCGUCGCUAACACCACUCGGAUACCAGAGCGGUUGAUUCCAGGUGUUUUUGAUGUGAUUGGGCAUAGCCAUAAUUUUCUCCAUAUUUUCACCGCACUCGGUGUUGCUGACCAAUAUACGGCGAUGGAGCUAGAGAUGAUCCACAGGGAACCCAUUCUAAAGCAUCUACACGUCGAUGUAUACUCAAAAAGCUUGAAUUUGAUGAUUUGUGCGUUAUUGGCUAAUAUUGGGAUCGUGGUUUUGUUUGGGGUCAGGCUAAAGUCUAACAAAGAAGAGGAACAUAAAAUACUUUAAUCGAGUGCGACAUGUGUUAACAAAGACAUUUAUUUUAUACUCGAGAUUACAGGCAACUUUCCGCUAAAGGUAAAAGCGGGCACCCCAUAUGAACGUACCCUUUUGUAAGGAACAUCAUUAUUUCGAACAAGUAUUACUGUCGAUCGAGUGUAAAUGACGAACACAAUUCGUGGCACAUGAUUUUUGUCGAAAAUGUGUCCUAAUGGCUAAUGGGGAAAAAGAAAAACUCCAUGCGCUUACCAUACGCGCACAAAAGAUAAUUUCGGGUCAAAUCAUCGCGGAUUUGGCAAUUUUAGAAACAAUGUUACAUAUGAGGGCGCACAGGGAACCCGAAACUGAAGCGGCCGAUCCGGCUGAUGCGUAAGGCUAGCCUGCUUGUUGUGUUGACUAAUCUAACGAAUGCAAGGUUUAACGGGAAAGGGUGCUAGCUAGUAUACCGUAAUAAUUUCGGGUGUUGGAGGGGGGUAGUGAGAGGGGGGCGCUUAUUGGGGAGCGGGCGCUUAUUUUAUUUCCAGCUUCUGAACAGAUGUAGAACAAAACUUUAUCUGGGAUAAACUGAAAGUUGAAGAGAUGAUAAGUUGACCUGUGUUAUAGAAUCAGUGUAAAUUAAAUGAAGUUUUACAAUUUUCAAGUGUUGCUUUCGUUGAGAUCUAUUUUUAGGAGGGUGGGGGUUGGGGGCGCUUAAUCCAAAAUUCGAAGUCGAGGGGGCGCUUAUUUGAAUCACUACGGUAAGACCAAAAGCAUUGUCGUGCAAAGACGUAAUAAACAACACAAUUUUUUUUUUUUUGAAAAAUGAUCUCAGAAACAGGUACAUGUAUGGGGAAAGUGAACUCCAAAAAGCAUUAGCAUUAGAGACUAUUUGGAUCAUAUAUAUAUAUGUGCAUGUAAUAAGAGAAAGCUACUUAUUCUACAUUAGUUAAUAAUUCUAACUAUUCAAUAAUAUGGGGAAGAGUUAAUAUUCUAAUCUAUUUACACAUUCGAUAUAAACAAUAAAAAUCUACUGUAACUAAAACAUUUUUGCAUGCUUGCAUUUGUGGUGAAAAUAAUAAUAAAAGUAAUAAUGAUAA
This is a messenger RNA of Nematostella vectensis (starlet sea anemone), 2223 nucleotides long. RefSeq names its product membrane progestin receptor gamma. Gene Ontology annotation, cellular component: membrane. Gene Ontology annotation, molecular function: signaling receptor activity. The coding region runs from base 134 to 1156 and encodes 340 amino acids. Lineage: Eukaryota; Metazoa; Cnidaria; Anthozoa; Actiniaria; Edwardsiidae. The transcript has a single exon. The record is from RefSeq and is a predicted model, not a curated record.